CAGAUGGAGUGGAUGGAUUGCCCCAAAAAUAUAGGUGUGGAGAGCAAUUAUAUGGUGGUAUGGCCAGAAACGAAGCACAGGGAGUGGAGGAGUAUAAUAGGGGUAAAAGUGGUGAUCAGAUAAUGAUAGGGGCUCACAGGGAGAUCAAACUCAAAAUCCACCACUCUGAGGAGUCUUCUAGGGUUUUCAAGGUCGUAGAAGACAAUGGUAGGAGUUUGGGGACGAUCAGAUAAGGAUUGGGUGAGAUAUGGCACUAAUAAGGCCAAAAAAGCGUCCAAAAUGAGGUUCCAAGCAACAAAGGCUUAUAGGGAGUGAUCCAGAUGGAAUCAAAGCAAACAGAGAUGAUAGAGAGGGUUAUCAGAGACCCAGAAGACAAUUUGCAAGAGAGAUAAGCAGUAGGGUGCUUGGAUGAUGAGGUAU
This is a messenger RNA of Serpula lacrymans var. lacrymans S7.9, 420 nucleotides long. RefSeq lists its product as uncharacterized. The record is from RefSeq and is a predicted model, not a curated record. The transcript has 2 exons. Bases 60 to 233 code for a protein of 57 amino acids. NCBI's taxonomy places the organism in Eukaryota, Fungi, Basidiomycota, Agaricomycetes, Boletales, Serpulaceae.